Molecule: messenger RNA, 1390 nt
Organism: Drosophila eugracilis
Lineage: Eukaryota; Metazoa; Arthropoda; Insecta; Diptera; Drosophilidae
Product: nucleoside diphosphate-linked moiety X motif 19
Cellular component (GO): mitochondrion
Molecular function (GO): hydrolase activity, acting on acid anhydrides, in phosphorus-containing anhydrides
Source: RefSeq, a predicted model, not a curated record
UGGAGGGAACAACUUUUUGAUUUUGUUUUGCGGUUGGAAUUAAAUAGUUUAGUCCAAUAUUUAGCUAAAUAUUCAAGGUCAUGAGCCAAGUAGCUUCUGCGACCAAGUGGCGCACUUCGGCCAGUAUAAUCCUGGUAACUAGGGAUGCUGUCAAAAGCGAGGAGUACAAGUUGCUAAUGCUAAAAAGAAGCGAUGCCACAGCCGUCAUGGUCAACCAAACUGUAUUUCCCGGUGGCCUUCUGGAUACCGAAGCGGAUGAGAACGUGGCCUGGCUACAGUACCUCGAAGAGUUUGGUGUCCCGCAGGAGGCACUGCGUCGCCUAGUGCUCAUCCGCGACGAUCGUCCUGCCAUCCUGGCACCACAGGGAACCGGUUGCUACGAUCGGUUCUUCAAGCGCUCCCGCAUUUGGGCGCGGGAGAUUACGCUACGACUCACUGCCGUGAGGGAGUGUUUCGAGGAGGUCGGACUACUGCUUUGUCGCAGUCGAAGUCAGCUGGAUUUCGGUGCAGUUUCUUGCGUGCAGGAUGUUCCUGAUCUGGAAGCGUGGCAGCGUAGAGUGCACGACAAGCCCAGUGAGUUCUUGACCCUUUGCCGAGAGCUAAAAGUGGUGCCGGAUUUGUGGGCACUACACGAGUGGUCUGCUUGGGCGAGUCCGACAUUCAUGCGGAAGGGCUAUGAAACUGUUUUCUUUAUGGCUUUUGUGGACAAGCAACCAAAACUACUCGAGGAACCUUCUGAGGUCAAGGAGACGCUAUGGCUGACGCCAGUGGAACUUCUGCGACUGGUUGAUCUAGGAGAAGUUUGGUUCCUGCCUCCACAGGUCUAUGAAUUGUCUCGGUUAAUGGGAAUCAAGGAAUACCAAGGUCUGCUGGAUUUUGCCAUAAAACGAAGUGCAUUAGGCACGACGAUGUUCUUGCCAGUCUCUUAUGACUGCAAGGGUUCAAUGGUUUUUGUCCUACCUGGUGAUGACUUCUAUGUUCCAGAACCAAAUUUGAUUAGUGAAAUCAUCAGUUUUCCCGGCUCCGAAGAUGAGUUUAGAUCUCGUUCAAAGCACCUGCAUCGCUAUACUUAUGGGCCUUCAAUUCGUAGCCUGGAGUUGAAUAUUCCUCCGCCCAAUGGACACUUGAGACCACUAAAAUUCCAUCAGGAGCGCCAAAAGCUAUAAUUACAUUCCAUAGCUGGCUGGCCUUUCAACGGGAGCGGUGACCGCAGCUGCUAAGCUCUGAUAAGAUGCUAAAUGUGACCUCUGAAAUGACUGGGUCACAAAUUGUUGUUUUGAAAUUAUUUUAAGCGGCUUUAGCCGGCCAUCAAAUUAUCAAGACGCUGGCUCUAAAGAGCAUUAAUUAUUAUUUUAUAGGCGAAAUUUUAAUUAAAAAAUAUACAAUUUAA